GCGUGUUGGCGGUGCGGUGACCUUGUAUGUCAGUUUAGAAUUUGCUUCGGACGGACACAGAUGGCCCAACGCUCGUCGACACGCUCGCACCAAGCACCCGGCGGCAGCUCGCAGAUGGGGUCGCUCAUCUUUGGCGGCGGCGGCGAUGAGAGUAACUUUGACGAGGCCCAGCGCAACCGCCGGGGCAUCCGCUCGCAGCAGCGCCCCGAAGCCGACCAGAGCCCGCUCAACCAAGCGCCCGCGGGACAGGCCCCGGCGCGCCAGCAGCAGCACCAACACCACCACCAUCAGCAGCAACAGUCGCAGUACCAGCAGCCGCCGCAACAACAGCAGCAGCAACAACAACAGUACCAGCAACCGCAGCAGCAACAACAACAGCAGUACCAGCAACAGCAGACGCAAAACUACCAGGAGCCACCGCAACAACAGUACCGCCAGCAGCAGCAACAGCAGUCGAGUGCGCCCUUUACUCAAGGUGGUGGUAACGAGUCGAGCGGUCGCGUCUCGUCGAACCGGUAUGCGUCGGGCGUCUCGCAAAACACAGGCAACGUCAUUACCGAUCGCAGCACGACCCGUAUCCACGCACCCCCUGGCGGCGCGUCGUCGUUCCGCUUAGGGUAGUCUCGAGAGAUCGCAUCAUGCGAUGUAGCAUAGGAUAACCGGCAUGGUUGCCGCAAUCAACACGAAUGAAGCCGGUGAAGUCUCCUUUCGCUCACCUCCGAGCUCGGCUGGCCUCGAGGUACAGGC
This is a messenger RNA of Saprolegnia diclina VS20, 747 nucleotides long. RefSeq lists its product as hypothetical. The coding region runs from base 61 to 621 and encodes 186 amino acids. Lineage: Eukaryota; Oomycota; Saprolegniomycetes; Saprolegniales; Saprolegniaceae. The transcript has a single exon. The record is from RefSeq and is a predicted model, not a curated record.